Molecule: messenger RNA, 831 nt
Organism: Plenodomus lingam JN3
Lineage: Eukaryota; Fungi; Ascomycota; Dothideomycetes; Pleosporales; Leptosphaeriaceae
Source: RefSeq, a predicted model, not a curated record
AUGCCGGCGCCACCCAAGCACGUGCGUCGCGUAUACAUGGCAGCCAGACGGCAGACUGUGAAUACGAGAUAUCCCGUAUUGCUCAGACUCUGGGAUGAUGGUGUGCAAAGCUUGCAGAGGAGUAACUGCGCACGGGCCGUGGCGGUACGAAUGCUAGUUGUAAAGUCUACCCUGGGGGUUCGACGACGCAGCGGCACCACCGAACGACGAGGUAUGGCAGCCAGACGGAACGGCACAUUUUUCUUGCGAGGCGACUUGGGGAUGCGUGGUGUCAUGGGUUUCUACGACCAUGGGCAUGAGGGAGACUUCUUGCUGACAAUGUUGAGCACAACAGAAAUAGCACCGGCGGUGCGGGCUUCGCGUGUGUCUUUGGUGGCAAUGGGGCGACUACGUCUCGGGGCUUCAAGGCUUGCUUGUGCAGAGAAGAACCCAUUGGGUGAGACGGUGCAGAGUGGCCAGGGUCAGCCAGAUCCACGCAGCUUCGCAGCCGCCGUCGGCGAGCUCUACUGCGAACAGUACCACUGGGAUUUACUUGUGCUGGAGCUUGAGCAUAUGAAAAUUUGCCUGUUGCCAUUCCUCUGCAGUCGCAGUGGCGCUGCGAGCAGGCAAGUGGGCUGGACAGACAAGCAAGCAGCAAGCUAUAGACUGUGCUUGCUUUGUCCCCACGCUGCUUGCACCCUCGUCUCCACCAUCCGACUGACAAUAUCGCAGAUACGAAGGACGACACAGAACGCCUUCCUCGACGCAGCCCAUCGGGGCGCCUGCCAUCUCCGCGAGGUAGCAAUGGGAGGCGCCACCACACCCUUCGUCCGGUCGACCGCAUGGAGAUAA